UGUUGACUAAUGAAACGGUCGUCGAACCUCUGAAUCAAACCCAGCUCCACUCACUUUCCGCGAAUUUUCUCUGUACUUUCGUGCAUUUUAAUGUGGUAAAGGUUAAUAGCUCGCAGAAUGGGGAGGAAGGAAAGAGAUCAUUUGUUAAGAAUGGCCGGCAAACGAAAAACAGAGGGGGAGAAAGCCUUUCUAGAGAAUGGAAGCAUGCUAUUGGAGAAGCUGGUUGCCGCUUGUAAUGGUAGGCCUAUGCCCAUCCGUAUCUUCUCUUACCGAGAGCUCGUGUCUGCAACCAACAACUUUGAUCCAGGGCUUGUUCUACGCGUUGACGCGUACUACAUAUGGUACAAGGGUUCUCUUGAAGGGCGAACCAUUUCCAUUAAGAAAGAUGGAAGUAAUCCAUGUCCGAUCGAGAGUAUCUUCACCGACAUCGCUAUUUCUGCAAAGAUUAGGCCUCACAAGCAUGCUGUGAAGCUAAUAGGAUGCUGUCUCGAGACUCCAUUUCCCAUUUUAGUGUAUGAAUCUAUCACGAAUGGGACUCUUGCUGCUCGAAUUUAUGCCUCCGAUGAUGAUGGAGUUCCCCAACAAAGACGGCCUAUGGCGUGGCAGAGGAGAUUAAAGAUUGCGAGGGACAUAUCUCAUGCGAUUUCGUAUCUCCAUACUGCCUUCUCCAGACCCAUAAUCCAUAGGCAAAUAUCCGUGUUUUCUAUCGUCUUUGACCAACAUGAUGUUCCCAAAUUGUCAAACUUUUUUGAUUGCAUAACAAUUCCCGAGGGUGAAACCUGCGUACGAGUUUCGUUUUCUGGGUAUGGCCGAGGUUAUCAAUGCCCGAACUAUGUUCAAACGUCCUACGUAACAGAAAAGACUGAUGUCUACAGUUUUGGUGUACUUCUUCUAGUUCUUUUAACAGGACGACGUGCUCUUCACAUGGUAGAGUCCGUAAGAAACCGAAGAAUAAACGAGAUCGUGGAUGCUGCAAUCUUGGCAGAGGGGGAAGUAGCAGGUAUGGAGCAACAAUUGCAAGCAGUGUUGCAGUUGGCUCUCGUAUGCGUAGACUUGGAACCAGAGAUGAGGCCAACUAUGGUUGAUGUUGCAAAAGAACUGCGGCUGAUUGACAGGACCCAAAAGUGUCAGUAGAUCCCGAAAAUCAAUGUGCCACGCCUCCAGCCGGAGGGAAAUCCGAUUCACUCAAAAUCUCCACUGGAUUAGACCACCCUUGAGCUCUGUAUAUCUGCUGAGCUUUGACACGUUUCUGGUGUGCUAACUUAUCUAGUCACGGGAUACUAUGAUCCAUGGCACAACUGUGCCUCCCAACACUAAAUAGUAUAAACAGCCUGGGGUGAGAAUGGCGAGCAUAUUUGGACCUUAGGGAAUGGGCUUGGGAGGUGAAAAAGAAUCCUAUUAUUUGUUUUGCAGAAAAUAUAUUUGCAAUUGUCCCCAGAUGCCAAUCGUCUAGACUCUAGCAUCCCUCCAUAAAUCUAAACAGCACUUCAUACCUUACACAAAAUCACUGCCCCAUGCAAGAAACAGAACUUGCGAAAAUUCAGUCUCAAAUAAUUGAAGUAGAGACGGUACUUUGCAUCAGGUUAAAAUUACAUGCUCUAUGCAGAAGAGAAGCAUAGAGAAUUUCGCAAAAGACUUGUCAGUGAAAUCCAGGGCAUUGGACUUGAAUCAGAAUCAAGGCUAAUGCAACUACACCGUUAUCCAUCUAUAGGACCAUACAACCUGUUUUAAGAUCCAUGCAAGUGAACAUAUUAUUUCAAGAUUCA
Molecule: messenger RNA, 1766 nt
Organism: Juglans microcarpa x Juglans regia
Lineage: Eukaryota; Viridiplantae; Streptophyta; Magnoliopsida; Fagales; Juglandaceae
Product: serine/threonine-protein kinase ZRK1-like
Exons: 2
Coding region: 118-1134 (338 amino acids)
Biological process (GO): cell surface receptor signaling pathway; protein phosphorylation
Cellular component (GO): plasma membrane
Molecular function (GO): protein serine/threonine kinase activity; ATP binding
Source: RefSeq, a predicted model, not a curated record